CCAGGAAGUAGACGCCGAACAACAACAAUUACUUCUUAGGAAAGUUUUACAUAGCAAUUCUAAACGAGCACAAAGUCUGUUAUCUGUACACUUCUUCGUGGGACCGACGCACGUUUAAAUUCGUUAAAUUUUUACUUCAUUUGUUUAGUUAUCUAAAUGUUUUAAGCCGUUCAUGCAGCAUGGAUCAUGUGUUUGUUUACAGGGGGAAUCAGCUGACAAGCUAACGUUAGCAAGCGUCCUAAUUUUACAAUCGAAUCAGAUGAGACGAUAAUUCACACACCAGAUCUGCCCUCAUGAAUGCAGCGUAACUUUAGUAAAGGAGCGAACUAAUAUGUCCAGUAGAGAAGGAGUGUAUAUGUAUAUUGGGUCUCGCUGAGCUGUUGAAGGUGUAACCAACGCUAAGGACGUUAGUGUUAGCAGCGUUGGUUCAGGGGGUAUAAUUGUUUAGUCGCCGGAUCAUUGCCCGGGUUUAAAAGGCCCUACGGCGGCUUCAUGAGAAAAUGCCUUGUUCGUGUGGGAACUGGAGAAGAUGGAUUCGGCCCUUGGUCAUUGUGCUGUAUGUUUUAUUGCUGUUAGUGGUCCUGCCGUUGUGCAUCUGGGAGCUGCAGAAGUCAGGGGUUGGCACUCAUAACAAAGCAUGGUUCAUCGCUGGUAUAUUUGUCUUCAUGACCAUACCCAUAUCAUUAUGGGGCAUCCUCCAGCAUCUGGUUCACUACACUCAGCCAGAGCUUCAAAAACCUAUCAUCAGGAUAUUAUGGAUGGUCCCAAUCUACAGCUUGGACAGUUGGAUUGCGCUGAAAUACCCCAGUAUUGCAAUUUACGUGGACACAUGCCGAGAGUGCUACGAGGCGUACGUCAUAUACAACUUCAUGACCUUCUUGCUUAACUACCUGGAAAAUCAGUACCCCAGCCUGGUGAUGAUGCUGGAGGUCCAAGAGCAGCAGAAACAUCUGCCCCCUCUGUGCUGCUGCCCUCCGUGGCCUAUGGGAGAGGUUUUACUACUGAGAUGUAAACUGGGAGUGUUGCAGUACACAGUCGUAAGACCUGUCACAACAGUGAUUGCUUUAAUCUGUCAACUAUGUGGAGUGUAUGAUGAAGGCAAUUUCAGUUCAGGAAAUGCGUGGACAUACCUGGUCAUCUUCAAUAAUAUGUCACAGCUGUUUGCCAUGUACUGCCUGGUGCUGUUCUACAGAGCGCUGAGAGAGGAACUGGGUCCAAUCAAACCAGUGGGCAAAUUCCUGUGUGUCAAAAUGGUGGUGUUCGUCUCUUUUUGGCAAGCCGUGUUCAUCGCUCUGCUGGUGAAAGUGGGCAUCAUCUCGGACAAACACACUUGGGACUGGAAAAGUGUGGAGGCCGUAGCUACUGGCUUACAGGAUUUCGUCAUAUGCGUGGAGAUGUUCCUCGCAGCCAUCGCCCACCAUUUCAGCUUCACCUACAAACCUUACAUCCGGGAGGCGGAGGAGGGUUCCUGUUUUGACUCUUUCAUGGCAAUGUGGGACAUCUCUGACGUCAGGGCAGACAUUUCCGAACAAGUCCGCAACGUUGGGAGAACAGUCAUGGGUCGUCCGAGGAAGUCCUACAUGGGCGAGGCGCAAAGUGACGGCGAGCGAUCUGGUCUGCUCUCUUCGGCGUCUCAAGAUGCCAUCGCAGAAGCAGCAGCCAACCCGGCGUCCCCGAACGGCCAAUAUCAAGGCCUCGGCAGAACCCCCGCACCGCACUCUCUGUCUGCGCCCGCUGGGCUCGGCUCAGCACUUUGGGACGAAGUGUCUGAGGCUAGAGCUGACGACAGCCAGGACGAAGAAAGGACCAACCAAACCAAAGAACCAGCAGAGGCAGAUCUCAUUGUGAUCACCUAGCUUAGGCUGGUGUGUGUUCAAAAAAAGAAAAAAGAAAAAAAGACUGUUCCAGACCUCGCUGUGUUCCUUCAGAGUACUGAUGCAAACAUAACAAACUUGUUUAAAAGGCCGCGUCAAGUAAUAGACGUUUGCCAGCAAAUCCAUAACCAAAUGGACCUCUCUGCCAGUGGCAGCUCCAAGAAUGUUCAAUGAAGGUAUGACACUAAAAGACUUGCCGACGGGCGUUUUAUUCCGUUUUAUGUUGUACUGGAGAGGCAACUGACUCAGUAGGCUUUUACAGAACCUGUUGUAAUUGGAAAACAUGAGGUCAGUUUUAACUUGCGUCCUCAAAACUAUUUUGUUUCUUCAACGUCUCUGCCUUGCGUGUUUGAGGUGAGCGGUGCCGGUGAUGUCGUGAUCUCAAAUGUGUCAGAGGAAAACGAGAAAUAUGCAACUUUAAAAACAGGUACUCUUCUUGUAUCUUGGUUUCUACUGAUUUUGGACAUCAACGUACAAUUCGUAGAGUAAUUAUAAAUGAAAACGUACAAUACUAAAAGCACAUAAGUGUCCAGGAUCUUUUUUUUUCAGAGGGUAAAGGAAAAAAAAACAAGGGCAGUAAAUUGUAAAGGUGCAAACUAUUUAAUCAAUUGGGGGAAGGGUUAAAAAGAGGUGAAAGAGAUGUUCUGUCUGACAGAUUAACGUCACUACAGUAUCAAUAUAAAUACAGUGUACUCUUAUCAGACACAUCAUCUUAGACCUCUGUACACAAUAGGAAACAGGGGAAGAGUCAGUCCUUAAAGUAUGACGCAAUAUGUUGGGAAUGGGUGGGAGUAAAGAUCUAAAGGUCAAAUCGUGGCCUGGUUUGCAUAGGCUGGUAUAGACCUAAAGUGAACCGGGGGCAGGCUGACUGAAGUGUGUGUGUUUGUGUGUGUGUGGGGUAAUCCUGGUCUGUGGCUUCUGAUCCAACAGGAGAACCACAAGUUGCUGUAAACAUUAUGGAAAACAUUAGGAACGCUUACCACACCACAGCUCGCUGUGUAUGAAAGUGCCUAAACGUGCGUCAGAACAGAGCAAUUAAAUGACGCGUGGGUGUCAGUGUCACAGUGGACCUCUUAGUGGCGCGGUCAUUCUCUGAGGGCAGUGGCCACGUUCAGCAGGAAGAUGCACACUGCCACACCGGUGCUCAGUCCAAUAAAACAUCAGAGGGGCUUGGGAAAAAAAAAAAGUCUAAUCAAUGGGGACUUUACCCCAAAACUUAAGAGGGCGACGGUAAUGUUUUAUUGACCAAUACCACGGGACACCUUCAGAGGUCUUGUAAAGUUCAUGCGUUGACAAAGUGACAGAGCGGGGGACCUAUAAAAAUGUUGAUUUUACUGUCGUGGCUGAUCAGUGUUUAUUUUAAGGGGUUUGGGUAGAUGCUUUAAGUACAGUUCAAGUAUUAAAAUACACACACAUUUCAAUUUGAAACAGCACAAUCAGCAAGUAAGGUCCUAUUCUGUACUGGACUUACAGCAAAUAGCAUAUAGCUCUAUGAUGUGUAAUAGAAAUGUAUUCACUAGUCCUCUCAGAUGCCUUGUUCUAUAUGUGCCGUGGAACUAGUCCAUCCACUACAUCACCUUAGUAUCAGCUUCAUUUGAUGAGAUCCAUCCCGUUUAGCCUUUAAGCUGAAGUAACUUUGCAGCUAUUUCACAGAAGCCAUUUAUCUGUGCAGGGAUAUUGACGUGAUCAAUGUCCAGUUUGGGACAGAUCAGCCCGUGUCAGAACGAGGAAUGACAAAUGUACGAAAUCACCAAGGAUAAUCUGCAUCAUGUCCGUUUUAAGCAUGUUGCACUGCCUUACAUUUGUUUUUUGUUUUGUUUUUAUAAAUCAACUUCAUUCCAUCCGUGACAGCCUUGUCAAUAAAUCAGAUUAACAACAGCUUA
This is a messenger RNA of Mugil cephalus (flathead mullet), 3757 nucleotides long. RefSeq names its product transmembrane protein 184C (gene tmem184c). The record is from RefSeq and is a predicted model, not a curated record. Lineage: Eukaryota; Metazoa; Chordata; Actinopteri; Mugiliformes; Mugilidae. Gene Ontology annotation, biological process: transport. The coding region runs from base 501 to 1856 and encodes 451 amino acids. Gene Ontology annotation, molecular function: transporter activity. The transcript is spliced from 10 exons.